Sardina pilchardus (European sardine) is the source of this 3061-nucleotide messenger RNA. It is a transcript of the gene cax1, whose product is annotated as cation/H+ exchanger protein 1. Bases 180 to 2474 code for a protein of 764 amino acids. The record is from RefSeq and is a predicted model, not a curated record. Gene Ontology annotation, cellular component: membrane; endomembrane system. Gene Ontology annotation, molecular function: calcium:proton antiporter activity. The transcript is spliced from 20 exons. Gene Ontology annotation, biological process: intracellular calcium ion homeostasis; calcium ion transmembrane transport. NCBI's taxonomy places the organism in Eukaryota, Metazoa, Chordata, Actinopteri, Clupeiformes, Clupeidae.
UCCCAGAAUGCAAGACGAGGAGGAGAGAAAUAGACCUACCCAGGUCAGAUGGGUGAUGGGCUAAUCAGUCCGUCUUUCGGUGGAGCAGAGCAGUGGAGUGUGAGGAUGAGUCGUUAGACUACUCAGCAUAGCCUUCUACCUACUGUACCUCAGUCUAGAAACGGACAAAUCAGACAGGAAUGUCUCACUGCAAAGGCAACGCGUCUGCAGAUGGGCAGAGACGCAGACGUAGGACCACAACGGAGAGUUCAGAUCACCACUGGGACUCUGAGUGUAGAGCUCACCGCCGUAGCUCCGUGUGUGACCGACUGUGUGUGCCAACACUCCAGUCAGAUGUGACUGGCACUCCCUCUCCAUGUGCCUCGCAUCAGCUUGGCCAAUACACGCCAAAAUGCCUGUCCGUACCCCGAGGAUGCACGUCGCGGUGUAUCGAUGACUGCUGUCAGGAGGGCAGCUGCCGGACCACCAUCCGAGCAGAGAACGAAGUGGAAGCACACAGGGAGGCCAACAACUACAGAUUUGGCUUUCGGAAGUGGAAGAGUCAUGUGACUGAGCGACCCUUUGAGCACCGGUCGGAGGAUAUCAAGGAACUCUAUUCGGAUCUGAACUUCAUCAAGCCAGUCAGAGGUUCUCCCAUCAGUGUUGGAAAUAUAGUGUACUUGUUUUUGUUUGGCUGGUGGAUCUCUUUAGUCUACUUACUUGUUUGUAUUCUAAUGUUCAUCAGCAUCAUUGGAUUCCCCUACGGGAAGCUGUGUUUCAAAUUGGCAUGCUAUUUUCUGUGGCCUUUUGGAAAAGCGAUUCAAAAGACGAGUCGUGUGGUUAAAGACUGUUUGAAGUCCUCUGACUGUGAAGCCAUCCCUGAGGAGGACUCAACUGAGGCGACUCCUCUGAUGAAAUCCUCUUCCUCUGUGGCCGUUGAGACUGUCCCCGUCCCCGUUCCCAUCCCCGUCCCCGUCCUCGUCCCCGUCCCUCCCCCACAGAGGCCCACAUACUGGUGCCGGGUCAGCACCUAUGUGUGGCUGCUGCUGGGCUUUCCUCUGCUGGCCCUGGUGCACUGCCUGGCCUGCUUCCUCGCCUGGCUCCUGGUCUUCGCCAUCCCCGUGGCCAAGAUGAACGGCCGCACCCUGAAGACCAUCCUGCUCAUGCCUCCAGAGGAAGUCCAUGUCCAAAAACUAGAGAAGCAAGGCUAUGAGACUACAGUGAUCCUGUGCUGCUAUCAUGCCUUCAACUGGAACUACUACAAGUAUAAAGUGGAUGGCAUCAAUGUUUUCGCUGUCAACCUGCUCCCCCUGGUGAUUGUCACCAUUGUGAUUGGCUACGUUGACCGAGAGAGCCACUACGUCAGCGCCGAGGCCAAGUUUGCCACCGCGGUCAGCUCCAUCAUCCCGCUCUCCUACUACAUUGGCAUGGGCAUUGCCAGCAUCUCGGCGCAGAGUAACUUUGCGGUGGGCGCGGUGGUGAACGCCACGUUUGGCUCCAUCACGGAGAUGACCUUCUACAUCACCGCGCUGCUGAUGGGCCACCGCGCCGGGAACAAGUGCUACGAGGAGAUCGUCAAAGCCGCCCUCACCGGAACCCUGCUGGGCUGCAUCCUCUUCAUCCCCGGCAUCUGCAUGAUCAUCGGGGGCCUGAAGCACAGAGAGCAACGCUUCAACAGUCGCUCUGCUGGAGUCAGCUCUGCUCUGCUUUUCAUAUCUGUAGGAGGUGUGUUUGCCCCCACCCUCUUCUCUAAGGCCUACGGCAGGCUGGUGUGUGAGGGCUGCUCCAUCGUCCAGGGGAAUCUCACCGCUCCCUUCUCCUGCAACAACUGCCACUACGAUCUGACGGAAAACAAUUGGUCUUUGUUUCACUGCCAUAUCGAGCCUCUGGUGUACACUAUUUCAGUGCUGCUGCCGGCUGCAUACCUCAUCGGCCUCAUCUUCACCCUGAAGACCCACUCCCAUAUCUAUGAUAUCCACAUCAAUGAUGACAAUGGACAAGGCCAUGGCCAUGUGGUGCACUGGUCCAGGCUGCGGGCGCUGGUUGUGCUGAUCAUGGCUACGCUGCUGAUGGCUGCCUGUGCAGACCUGAUCACAGAGAACAUCCAGCCAAUCAUCUCCCACUCCAGCAUCUCACAGUAUUUUGUUGGAGUGACUGUGCUGGCGAUGGUUCCAGAACUCCCGGAGAUUGUCAAUGGAAUCCAAUUUGCUCUUCAAAACAACAUCAGUCUCAGUCUGGAGGUAGGAAGCUGUAUUGCAGUGCAAGUCUGUAUGAUCCAGAUACCCUUGUUAAUCUUGUUCAACGCUUUUUAUGACGUUGGCUUCGUUCUCAUAUUCAGUGACUUGCACCUGUGGGCCAGCAUUUUUAGUGUUAUAUUGGUGAACUACAUCUUCAUGGACGGAAAGUGUGAUUACUUUCAGGGCACAGCCCUGGUGGUGGUCUACCUCAUCUUACUGGCAGUAUACUUCUUUGCCCCCUCUCCAAUUGGCUGCUGAAUGCAGUCAUACACAUUAUGUAAUUGGUCUGAUGACCCCGCCAAGACUCUCCUACUUGUCGUCUUUGUGUUUUUCGUGUUUUUAAAUAUGUUUGUUUAACAAAGUAAUGGAGCUCAAAUAAUGCAAUGUACUCCUGUUCUGUUCGGUUAAACACUAGAUCGCACCAUAAGUGUGUCCUACUUUAUGGUGACACACAGAUAUAUUGGCUAAAAUGUGGUGGGGCUAAAAUGCAGAAUGGUGCUUGCUCUGAAAAAUCUCUGUUUGCUCAGUUUUAUUGAAAAACUUUUCAGAUGUCUUAGAAGAACUGUUAUUUGUUUGUGAUGUGACUGUUUUCCAAAAAAUAUUAAAAUGCCUGUGUUGGCAAAUACCAUAUAGAAUUCAUAUAAUGAACUUUAAAGUCAGCCUGCCAUUAUUUGCAUGGUUUUCUUUAUUCUGUUGUGAUUUGUUUUACAGUUAAUGUGUUGACCUGAUCAUUAUAUACUGUACAUGAUGUACACAUAUUUAGAUUAGUAAUACAGUAUCUAUGGAAAUACAGUAUCCAUGUCAUUAUUAAGAUGAAUUACAGGUCCCUUAGAGUCCUAAAUCGU